Porites lobata is the source of this 7339-nucleotide messenger RNA. Lineage: Eukaryota; Metazoa; Cnidaria; Anthozoa; Scleractinia; Poritidae. The record is from the annotation of a GenBank genome assembly.
AUGAAAGACGGUUUUAUUUCAGCAAGGGGCGAUUUUAUGUCAUUAUGGAGGUCUGACAUAGGCUUGCGGGAAAUGGAGGAGUGCACUGGUAAUGUGGAAAAUAUUAACACAGCACGGGAAAGUACAUUACCUUCAAACACGUCCGGAGAUGAAACAACCGUGGACGGAGAAUGCGGUCUGGAAAAUGCCGAGGAAGAUCGCGCAGUCGGUUCUAUCUCUUGGAAGUUAUAUUGGCAUUAUAUACGAGCUGGAACGUGUACCAUUUUAGCUGGGGUCAUGUUCAUCUUUGUUCUUCUUGUCCAAGGUUGAGUAUGUUCAGCUAUCUUGUAAAAAAGUAUUUUAAUUUCCCCAGGGGGAGGGGGGCAUUCCCAUAUUUAAGGUACAUAGGAAUAAUCCGCAGAAUAGGCCAGUUGAACUAAGAGGUCACGUGACCAAUGCUUCCUUUAAACGAUGAGUUGGAAUCUUGCUGAUGCCAAAAAUUGACAGCGCACAUAAAAAUUAUCUUACACCCGAAAUUUGAGAGGAAAUGCAUUUAAGGGAGAUAUUUUAUGGCACUUUGAUUUUUCAACAAAGCAGUAUGAUUUGUAUUGGCCGCCAUGUUGGAGGGGAUCCACUUGCCCUCCAACAUGGCGGCCAAAACUACUUUUUGCUUAUAUCUUGUUAAACGUUUGAUAGUUACGCUCAGAUGUGCUGUAAACGUUACCACAUCAUCUUUUCAACAUUUCCCUUAAACUUUAAGUGGAAAAUUUGUGUUCAGAAAGAUGUAAUUCCUAAUUUUAAAAAUCACAUUUUGGUCACGUGACCAGCUACGAACUUACUCAUUUUAAGAAAAUGGUGCGGGUUUGACAAACCAAAUCCCUAUUAUUUUGUUUAACAUAUGACCCACUAAUCGUUUUUCGAAGGCAAAAUCGUAUAACUUUCAUUUUCAGAAAACGAUGUCACAUGACCACUUAGUGCAAAUGGCCUAUUAUAGAGAUUAUUGUGCCCCUCAGAAAGUCUGAAGGAUAAAAUGACAAGCAUGUGAGAUUAUAUAGCAGGAAAAGUAUAACGACAAGCGGAUUCAACGGUAUUUUCAAUUAAUUAACUCAUUAGUAGAAUUUAUAGGGGACUACGUUUGACCUGGCUUGAUGAUAAUUGAGACUGACGAAUGAACCUGUCUUCCUUUUAUAUUGAUCAUCAAGCGUCCCUAGUUCUUCCCGACUGGUGGCUUCUUCAAUUGACCAGUAGAUCACAUGAUCCCCAUCGUCAAAGUCAAGACCUUUCCAUUUAUGGUUACCUAGUUGGUGCAGCGUUCUUACUACUAAUCAUCAGAUCAGCCGCGGUCAUGAACGUGUUGAUUAACUCAUCGAUGAGCCUUCAUAACUUAAUGCUGUCAGCAGUAGUAAAAGCUCCAGUUUUGUUUUUUGACACCAAUCCAGUUGGACGAGUGUUGAACAGGUUUUCCAGAGAUAUCAAUAUCAUGGAAGAGUUGCUGCCAGAAGCAUUCAUGAUGGCCCUCCAGCAGGUUCUGUACUGCCUUGGAGCAGUUAUAUUUCAAUCCGUGUUAAUCCCCUGGAUAAUACUUCCAGCAAUCCCGCUCAUGGUUAUUUUUGCUUUGAUUGGUCGAUAUUACCUCAAUCCAUCACGUGACUUGAGGCGUCUAGAGGCAGUCAAUCGAAGUCCAGUACUGUCUCACUUCAGGGACUCGUUGGAGGGACUGGUGACCAUUCGAGCUUACAAAAAGGAAAAUAUGUCUAUGGAAGCUUUGUACAGGUUUGUGUGUGUUAACUUCAUCCUUAAGUACAACCCACUUAUUAAUUUUCCUGCGAUGUCAAUGGAUGAAACAUGUUACAAACUACCUAAUCAAUUGGUUAGAAGUCAGUUAUGGGUCGCAAGUGCCCAUUUCAAAUUGAAAAAUCCAUCUCUCAUAUAGGCCUAGCGGACACAGCGUAGUAGAUUUUCAGGCUACCUAUAGGUUCAUCUUUUGCACCGAUGAACAGUUGGCUACUCAGAGCUCAUCAGAGCAUCAUUUCCUGAAAUUGAGAGAUUUACGUGUCAACACUUCUGCUAACCUUCUCCUAGCCUUUCAUACACUCAGACAACUCUUGAAAUCCGCCCUUCCGUGAAAAAGGUAUAUAUACCUUUUGGGUCAAGCCUCAUCGUAUCAGUAGACCAUUAAAGGGAGUACCUGUGAGGCUUUCAAUGAGAUCAAUAAAGCAAGGCACGCUUUUCUAGAUUUCUUCAAAGCGAUUGACCGUGCGGUUUUUUUGGUUGCCUUUAUCAGAUACCAAGAUGACCACAAUCGAGCCUAUUUUGCCGUUUUUGCAGCACUGAGAUGGCUAAACAUCCGUCUGGACAUGAUCUGCGUCAUCUUUGUUACAUUUGUCGUUUAUCUUGCAAUCAUUACUCAGUCUGAAUCAGGUAAUAUAAAACAACAAAAAUGAUCUAUCUAUUUAUGAUCCAUAUCUAUCUAUCUAUCUAUCCAUCCAUCCAUCCAUCCAUCCAUCCAUCCAUCCAUCCAUCCAUCCGCCCGCCCGCCCGCCCGCCCGUCCGCCCGUCCGUCCGUCCGUCCGUCCAUCCAUCUAUCUAUCUAUUGAUCUAUCGAUCGAUCGAUCGAUCGAUCGAUCGAUCGAUCUAUCUAUCUAUCUAUCUAUCUAUCUAUCUAUCUAUCUAUCUAUCUAUCUGUCUGUCUGUCUGUCUGUCUGUCUGUCUAUCUAUCUAUCUAUCUCUAUCUAUCUAUCUAUCUAUCUAUCUAUCUGUCUGUCUGUCUGUCUGUCUGUCUAUCUAUCUAUCUAUCUAUCUAUCUAUCUAUCUAUCUAUCUAUCUAUCUAUCUAUUUAUCUAUCUAUCUAUCUAUCUAUUGAUCUAUCUAUCUAUCUAUCUAUCUAUCUAUCUAUCUAUCUAUCUAUCUAUCUAUCUAUCUAUCAUCCAUCCAUCCAUCCAUCCAUCCAUCCAUCCAUCCAUCCAUCCAUCCAUCCAUCCAUCCAUCCAUCCAUCCAUCCAUCCAUCCAUCCAUCCAUCCAUCCAUCUAUCCAUCCAUCCAUCCAUCCAUCCAUCCAUCCAUCCAUCCAUCCAUCCAUCCAUCCAUCCAUCCAUCCAUCCAUCCAUCCAUCCAUCUAUCUAUCUAUCUAUCUUUAUAAAAUAACUGAGAUAGUACGCGUGAUCUGAUUGGUCAAAAACCUAUGGUUUAUUAUUCGGGUAAACCCAUAGAAAAAGGCAUCCGGACCACGAGCCAUAAACAAAACCGGAUUGAUCUGCAAACAACGAUUUUAGAACGGCUAAAAAACAGAACAAGUUACUUACCCAGCCCUUCUUAAUAUUAAAAGCGUUGGUUUCCACAUUUUAUUACUGAGCCUCACAAUUCGCUACUGCCAUAGCUUUAGAAGUUAUAAAGUACAAAGCUGGAAAACAGUUUACAUUUCACGACAAUGCCAAUCGCAGAGAAAGACAACAACUGUGUGAAUUUCUGGUGUAGAGAGUCUCUAGGAAAACUUAACCAUGUGCCAACCAGCAACAAAACGGAUAGUUUUAGCAUUCUUGAUUUAUUUUAUGUCAAAAUUAAAUUCCUUAAUGAAAGAAAUUGUUCCAAAAAGAGAUCUCUGAUCAAGAUAUGGUACAAAAUCGCCCGCUGUAGGUUCAGUAAACAAACUGCCAACGAUGAUGAAAGAUGUCAGAGUUUCGGGCUGGUUUUUUCCAACAUUUGCACAAAUUAUUCGGUGAUAUCGAUGCCAUAACCUACCUCAAACCACCUGACUUCACGAAUCGACAAAUAUUAACGCCAAUAUGUGGCUACGGCAAAGAAACCUUUGACCACUGACAUAUUUCCAUCGGUCGCUGUACGUGCAUAUAAAGUUACAUGCGACAACUUCGCAAAUGCAGCCACGUCGUUACCGCAGCAUUUCUUGAUCAUUAUAAAGUCCAGAAAACAGAUCUUAAACCACUGCGGCUUGUAAGAAGUGAAUGAAGUCCUCCAUUACAAUAGCUGUCAGUUCCGUCUGUAACAAUGAAAUUCUUACGGAUCGACUCAACAAAAUACAGCUGCGUACAGUCUGAUGUCCAAUUAAUUUCUACUUCUGUAGUAAACAAACCAUGAACUUAUUCUUUCAUUCUACGUUCGCAUGAAUUUGUGUUGACUUUUCCUGUAAAACAGCUUUCAUAAGUUAUCAUGUAAUGAGUGCAAAAACUCGUGUUUUGAAGUGCUGCUGUUUGUUGUUUGACUGAACUGAGUUUUCUGAGUUUUGAGAAAGUUCAACGCUAUUAAAUCGAGAGUUAUGAUUGGCUUAUGAUGACUUUAGAGAGAAGACGUGACUUGAUCACGGUACUAAAACAAUAUUUUUUACCUAAAAGACUCCAUUCUUCUAGAAGUUAUUUUAUAAAAGCAAUAGACCACACUUUCUAUGGGUUUACCGGCGUGAUAACCCACUUGGGAUGUUGGGAGAACACUCGAAAAGCUUGUAAAUCACUCGCCUUCGGCUCGUGAUUUACAAGCUUUUCUCGUGUUCUCCCAACGUCCCGCGUGGGUUAUCACGCCGGUAAACCCAUAGAAAGUGUGGUCUAUUGCUUAAAUCUAUCUAUCUAUCUAUCUAUCUAUCUAUCUAUCUAUCUAUCUAUCUAUCUAUCUAUCUAUCUAUCUAUCUAUCUAUCUAUAUCAUAAAUUAUUUACAACGCACAAAAAAUAUCCCUAUGAUAUUUCCCACGAGUGCAUGCAAAACAUAGAUUUAAGUAAGAUAGUUAAGGUUGUGAAAGCUAUCAUCUUUGUGACGAUUAGUGUUCACAAUCAUGAACUCGUCAAUCCCCUUAUUAGUCAUGCAGGAAAUGAUUUCAGUGCACACCCCCUGAAUGGAGGUUGAACCCGGGUUUUAGGACCCAGAAAAAAGAGUCCGGCUUUCUCCCGCAUAAAGCUAGAUGUCCCUUCAAUAAGGGAGGCAACAGAUGUAUUUACGGGACCAAAUGAAUUUUGUGUCCUCUGAAUGGAGGUAGCCACACCAUACCACGUCGUAUUUAACAAUUAUUCCGGGAGCCCGAAUGGGCUCUGACUCAAUAGCCCAUGAGGCCGAAGGCCGAAAGGGCUAUUGACAGAGAGGCCAUGAGGGCGAGAGGAAUAAUUGUUUUAGUAAAAUCCAACUAGUUGGUCAAAACUAUCGAGAAUAAAAAAAUUUUAGCUCGUUGAAGCUAGACUUUACUGCGCUUUUCACAAACAUGCGAACUCUAAAGUUCAAAAGCCGCCUUCGCAAUUGCGUUUUUCGCUGCCGUCAAUCAUAAUUACGAUCACAAGCAACGAACCUUGAAACACAGAAACACCCAAAACGGAUCGAAAUCCACCAAUCACAAAUCACAAACCUUGACCUUUUGAACCCGAUAAAGUAAAGUUUUGUUUCCUAAGAGGUCCGUUAAGAUGAUUGACGGCAGCGAAAAACGCAAUCGUCAGUUGGCUUUUGAACUUCAGAAUUCGCCUGUUUGUGAAAAGGGCAGUAAUCCAAUUUUUUGCCGCCAAAAAGCCCACGCUUUUCGCUACAAGUAGGCUAUAACAUAUAACCGUAGUAGUAGCGCAACCAAUCAGAACGCAGCAUUGAUAAUAGAUCACUAGUUGGAUUUUACUAACAUGCAUAAUUUCUCGUCAUUAUUUUACUUCUUAUAUAUUUCUGUAAAUUCGUGAUAUCUCAAUAAACCUUAUGAAGACUGGUAUUGGCCAGUCGAAAUAUCGCAACUAAACUGUAUUUUUUCACGUUAUUUGAUCAGUCCCUGCAAAAAUCGUCUUGAUUAUAUAACGUUUUCAGUUUGAUCUAUUUUGACUGAUCACGAUCUUUUUGGAUCCGACGUUGAGCAAGAUUGAUCUUACACGGUUUUUGUGGUGUUUUUUUUUGCCUUAAUAAAACAUUGAAUGGAGGUGUCCUUUGAAGACGUGUCCCAAAAGAUAGUUUCCACUAUUGUCUUUUUUAAUUACAUUUCAGGAAUAUAACAAAAGAUUAAUACUUGGAAACAAAUCUUGGUGAAAUAAAACGUUAAUGCAUAUUAGAGAUGAGUGGUUAAGUUAGCUGAAAAAAGAACUGAUAAUGAUUGGCCAUGCACGAAACAUUCUGAAUGUCACAUGAUAGCUUCACCAUUGGAUAUCAGAGCUCCCUUUCACGUUUUUUAAUGAUUUUCUUUUGUAGAUUUCGUGCUUAUAUCAACUGGAAAAGUAUGAAGCAUUAAAAGUAUAAAUUUUGACUAAAACGUUACUUGACGUUCCCCAAUAGCAUCUCCUCAAUCCCCUAAAUUUUCGAACAAUCCCGUAACCCCGAGGGCUAUUUCUGACAUCCCACCCGGGCGGUGUGCACUUUUAAUCCCGAAUCUCGCUCCCAUUUUGCUUUAAGGUCCCGAAUCCCAAGCUUCAAAUAAAGGCAAACCCGGAUCCUGAAAAGCCUAUAAAGGACUCUCCUACUUGUCUACUUGCAGGGAUUGCAGCAUUGUCUAUUGUAUACGCCCUACAGCUAACUAUGGAUACCUCUCAGUAUGCCGUGAGAAUGGCUUCAGAAACUGAAAACUACAUGACGUCUGUUGAACGUGUUGUCAAGUACAGUCAAAUAGAGCAAGAGCCUGGGUACCAGAAUCAUCGACAGCCUCCAGAACACUGGCCGCAGUACGGUCAAGUACAAAUAAAAGAUCUGGAACUUGUUUACUACCAUGGCGGACCCAAAAUACUUAAAGGUAUUACUUUUAUUAUUAAUCCACAAGAGAAGAUCGGAAUUGUUGGUCGCACUGGUGCUGGCAAGUCUUCAUUGAUUGCAGCCCUGUUUCGAAUGCCUCAACCCACUGGUUACGUCAUCAUCGAUGACGUCAAUGUCAGUGAUGUUAACAUUCAAAGUUCUCGGAGAGCUAUGGCAGUUAUUACCCAAAAUCCUGUUUUGUUUACGGGUACACUGCGUAUGAACUUAGAUCCUUUUGAGGAGUACGAAGACAUGGAAAUCUGGAAUGCUUUGAAGGAUGCGAGUUUGGGAGCCAUGGUGGAAAAGCUGCCGCUGCAACUGAACCAGUUGGUUAAGGAAAGCGGCAGCAAUUUCAGCUCCGGGGAAAGGCAACUUUUGUGUCUGGCUCGUGCUUUAUUGAGGAAGAACAAAAUUAUAGUAAUGGAUGAAGCGACGGCAAAUGUGGAUCCCAAAACAGAUCAAUUAAUUCAGGAAACAAUUCGCACGAAAUUUAAACAUUGUACCGUGAUUACAGUCGCUCAUCGAUUGAACACAAUCAUGGAUUAUGAUCGAAUUUUGGUCCUGGAUCACGGAAGAGUUGUUGAGUAUGACAAACCAGAAAUUUUACUUCACAAUGAAGAUGGACAUUUUUGUAAACUUUGUCGUAACUAUGGUGAUCAUGCCAACCAACUUUAA